AUGGAUAUUUUAGCAACACAUAAUACUAACAAAGAUUUUCAUAGUUUUUGGAAGGUAACAAAUAAGUUAAGUGCAAAGCCAAGCCUUCCUGCUUCUAUUGAAGGUUGUAGUGAUCCACAUGAAAUUGCCCAUAUCUUUAAAUGUCAUUUUUCUGUAAAACCUUUGCAAGUGGCGUCAUGUGAAGAGGUGUGGGAUGCUGAGACCUCCGAUGAUAUUACUAUACGGUUCACUGAUAAAGAUAUUCAAAAUAGAAUAAACUGCAUAACUCGGGGGAAAUCACCUGGUCACGAUGGUCUCAGCAUCGAGCAUCUGCGCUAUGCUGGACCCCACAUGUCGCGUGUACUUGCUUUACUGUUCAAUUUAUGUAUCAGUCAUUCUUACCUGCCUUAUGACAUGAUGAAGACAGUAGUUGUACCAAUUGUAAAAAAUAAAACUGGUGAUCUCACAGAUAAAGGCAAUUACCGACCCAUUUCACUGGCUACGAGGUUGGCCCUUCGGAAGCCGGAUAAAGAAGAAACCGGUACGAGCAGUGAGAAGACCUGGUUGAAGACCGAAGAGACCCAAGUAACAUCAAGAUCACCCAACGGUGCGACGGGCAGGCGUUUGCGGUGCAGAGCAGCGCAACGAGUCAGCGCAGCGAGCCAGCACAGCGAGCAACGCAGCAAGUCAGCGCAGCGAGUCAGCGACAUCGGGCACCUAACGGUGUCAAACGCUGUGAAUUCAGAGCUUAACGCUGUUGCAAGACAGUGGUGCGGUGUGUGGUGUGACACUGCCGGUUCAGUCAAAAGACGCGACGGGCGUCGAACCGAAAAGCACUGCUACGCCGGUAAGGUGUUGGACGGUAUUGGGACCGGACUGAGCAUAUCUCGGUGCGAGCCGAGCCCUCCUGAAGGUCUGCUAGGGCCAGUUAGGCAGGUAGGGGGGCACCAGCGCCCGAAGAAGAUGCCAACAACGCGCAGUCAGACUAUGGGGGACGCGAAUAGGGUACACGCCGAAGGUCCUGCGUCGGCAUCGGCCGACACCUUUGAAGUCCCGGACACACACGUUGGUAUAGGGACGACGACACCCGCGAUGACGACACCCGCGACGAUUGUAGGAACGCAAGCUAGGCGCACCGCGGCGCCAUCGGUUAGAUCACAACGCUCGUCGGCGAGCGUAGCGGCUAGGAUCAAACGGCGAGAGUUAGAAACCGCGGAAAAGUUAGCUGCGUUUAGGCGGGAAGAGCUACGCAUCGAGGCCGAUUUAGAACGGAAACGACUCGAGGCGGACGUCGUCGAUAUUCGGGAAGAAACGGAUAGGGAGAGCGUUGAGGGAGAGAUUAUUAAACAUCGCGUGAAUGAUUGGUUAGAGCACAGUAUGCCACGGGGGGAGUCGGAAAUCCCCAGAGCCGCGAUAGGAGCAGGGGCGAAGACGCCGCGGAACCACUCGCCAGAGGCACGGCGGAGUAUGACAGGGAUUCGCGAGCUGACGUCUCGUCGCGUACCGGGUAGGCAUAGGGACCAACAAUCACCGUCGCCACGACGACAGAGCGAUAUAGAAAAACUCGCGGUUACGUUAGAGCAGCUAACAAGGAAUCGACCGCCACCAAGGCAAGCUAUGGAGUUGCCAGGCUUUAACGGGGCCCCGGGCGAAUGGCUACCGUUUAAAGCAGCGUAUGUAGAAACAAACGCGCAGUAUAAGUUCACGGCAAGCGAGAAUAUAGCACGCUUAAGGUCUUGCUUAAAAGGAGAAGCUAGGCAAGCCGUAUCCGCGUUAUUGUUUACAGCGAACGACCCGGACGUUAUACUAAAAACGUUAGAACAAUGUUUCGGACGACCAGAGGUUAUUAUAGAUAACGCGUUAGAGGACAUUAAGCGUCUGCCGCGUUUAGGGACCACGCCCAACGAAAUAAAUCAGUUCGCGAUAAAGUUGCAAAAUAUAGUCACGGUAAUAUCGUGUUUAGAUGAGCGAGGAUACUUGCAAAACCCGAUGUUAGCACGAACUGUGGUAGACAAGUUGAGCCCGCACAUGCGAUCACGCUGGUGCGAUUACGCGGAGGACAACGGAAAUUACGCGGAGCCAGAGAUCACGACACUAUCACGCUUCCUUAUGCGAGAGGCGGAUAGGAGUCUAAGGCACACUUUCGCGUCCUCGGGGCUCGCUAUAGGUGGUCGAAACAUCGGUAGGUAUAACGAGCCGGUACAACGUAACGAACGCAAACCGAUGAAAGUAUACGCCACCGCGGCGGUGGAGAGUAAGGACGUAUGCUUUUGUUGCGGGGCGGAGCAUAAGACGUUUACAUGUAAAAAGCUAUUAGCAAUGCCGGUUCAAAAGCGAUGGGAAUGGGCGAAGGAGACGCACAUAUGCUUCCAGUGCAUGAAUAGCAAGCACAAACGUUUUCGAUGCAAGGCAAAACGCUGUGGCGUGGAGGAGUGCCGAGAGGGCCAUCACGCGUUAUUGCAUUUGAAGAAAAAUAGCGAACAGGAAAACGAACAAAGUGAGGACGUAGCCGUACAUACCGCGUCAGUCCACGCCACGACGGCUCGCAGUAAGGUUCUACUUAAGGUUUGUCCGAUCACCGUCAGAGGCGCUGGCGGGGAAGUAGAGACGUACGCAUUACUGGACGAAGGGUCCACAGUCACCUUGAUAGACGAUGAACUCGCAAACAUCGUACGCGCACAGGGGCCAACGCAGCCGUUAAGUAUAAGAGGAAUCUCGUCUGCUACGAAUGAGAGCGAAAGCAGGAAAGUAGAGAUUAGUAUACGCGGUCGCGGCCAGAGCGAUUUCAAACGACUAAAGGCGCAUACAAUGAAAGAUUUGCGUAUCGGGAGUCAGACGGUGCGAGCCGAGUAUCUAGUGCACUCGCACCUAACAUCAUUAAGGGCACGUGACUUAUGCUACGAGAACGCGACGCCGAAAGUACUGAUUGGCACAGACAACUGGCACCUAAUCGUUUCGCGACGCUUAUUGGUCGGCGGAAAGGAUGAACCGGCGGCGUCAUUUACCCAGUUAGGUUGGGUCAUCCACGGGACCGCGCCGCGCCGAUCAAUAACGCGGGACGAUGAGACGGUGUUGCACGUCGUAAGCAAUAACGAAUUUAAAAGUAAUUCAGCGGACGAAAACCUACACGAUAGAGUGGAAGCACACUUCGGAAUAGACGCGUUAGGUAUUUCGAUGCGCGUGAAACCGUGCGAGGUGGACGAACGCGCGGUAAGAGCCUUCGAAUCAUCGGUCGCGCUGAGGGACGGGCAUUAUGAGGUGGGACUGCCUUGGAGGAAUAGAGAUAUAAUAAUGCCACCCAGCUACGAAGCGGCCCGGCGACGAUUACAAGGCAUUGAGUUGAAAAUGGAUAGAUCGCCGUCUUUCAAAGCGGACUAUACGGCGCAAAUAGACCGGCUCAUCAAAGAGGGAUACGCCACGAAGUGUGAGGGCAGCGCGCACGCGACGCACGAGCAAGACGCGCGUCUUUGGUACUUGCCGCAUUUUGCGGUAACGAACCCGAAUAAGCCGGGUAAGACGCGGCUAGUAUUCGACGCAGCAGCGCGCGUGGGAGGCCGCUGCCUCAAUGACGUAUUAUUAGAUGGGCCCGACUUGCUGCAAUCGCUCAACGGCGUAUUAUUUCGCUUCCGGGAACGGCCAGUGGCAGUAUCAGCCGACAUAAGAGAUAUGUUUUUAAGAAUAAAAAUACGUCCGGAAGACGUGGCGGUGCAACAUUUUCUGUGGCGAGGGGACGACAGAGUAGGUCCGCCACAGAAAUAUGUUAUGACGUCAAUGAUAUUCGGAGCGAGGAGUUCGCCUUUCUUAGCGCACAGCGUGCGAAAUAAGUGCGCCCAAGACCAUCGAGAAUCCCACGCACUGGCUUACGAGGCCAUAACGCUCAAUCACUAUAUGGACGACUGGCUGGACAGUUUCGGCUCAACGGAGGUGGCCGCCCACACCAUACGGGAGGUGAGAGAAGUUUACGAGCGCGCAGGUUUUCAUCUGGCAGGAUGGAGCGCGAACGUAGAGGAAAUACUCGCUCCUGUAGGUAGAGAGGAUAGGGCCGGCGCUCCGCGUGAGCUAGGUGCCAACGCCCACGCAUACGAGAAGACAUUAGGUAUCUUGUGGUUGUCGGGUAGCGAUGAGUUAGCGUUUAAUACGGCGAUGAAUAGGAUUCCGAGCGAUAUCAAGAACGGGCAACGCGUACCAACGAAGCGAGAGGCGCUAGCGACAGUCAUGGCAUUAUUCGACCCGCUCGGCUUGCUGAGUCCGUAUACGGUCACGGCUAAGAUCAUGCUGCAAGGGCUGUGGCGCAAGCAAGUAGCGUGGGACGAACCAUUGCCCGUCGAAGAAGCGGAAGCCUUUUGCGAAUGGCUAGCAGAUAUACGGUACAUAGAAGCGUUGAGAUUGCCGCGCUGUUACGAGAAAAAGGAUAUAGCGAGUAGACAGUUGCACGUUUUUUGCGAUGCGAGUGAUCAAGCGUACGCGGCGGUAGCUUAUUGGCGAUUCGUAAACCACGACGGUAGCGUGUCCGUGUCACUGAUCGCGGGGAAGGCCAGAGUGGCUCCAAUGAAAGCGCAAACGAUACCGCGGCUCGAGCUGCAGGCGUGUCUAAUAGGCGCACGCUUAGCGAAUGCGAUUGUACGUGAACACCGUGAGUCUGGCGAAGCAACGUUCUGGAGCGAUUCUAAAACCGCGUUGCAUUGGAUAAGGAACGAAUCCGCGCGAUACACGCCGUACGUAGCGCACAGGCUUACUGAGAUCACCGAGUUAACAAACGCAAAGCAGUGGCGAUGGGUACCAACGGACAAGAAUGUAGCGGACGCAGCCACACGAGCAGGAAAUACCGCACUCACAAGCACGAACAGCUGGUUUAGGGGACCGCGAUUCCUAUUAGAAUCGCCCGACACGUGGCCCCAAGAGAGCGUAGGAAAAUCAACAACAAUUUCAAGCGAAAUCGUAGCGCACGCGACGGAAGUAACGCCGCUAAUAGACGUCACGCGGUUCUCGUCGUAUACGCGGUGCACAAGAACGUUAGCACGAGUCCUGUUGUUUGUCGCGAAAUGCCGCAAACAACCGAAAUGCCUGGACGUAACGUUAAUCGAGCAAGCGGAGCGAUUGUUAUUAAAGCAGGCGCAACGAGAAAGCUUCGCAGAUGAAAUCAAGGCGCUCGAGUGCGGCAGAGGCGUCCCGCGCACUAGCCGCGCGUUUAAGUUGAACGUUUGUAUAGACGAAGACGGGUUAUUGCGCUUGAGAGGACGGAUUAACGCAGCCGACGUUCCGGAAAUUAGAAAACGGCCGGUCCUACUCGAUGGCAAGCACCCGCUCACACGUCUUAUCGUUCUCAAGGAACACCGUGAAAACGCUCACAUCGGUCGCGAACACGUAGUAAAUAAUUUACGGCAAAAAUAUUGGGUGAUAGGCAUACGCGCCGUAGUAAAAUCAGUUACAGGUAAAUGUGUCACAUGCACGGUGAAGAGACGCAACCCAAGUGUGCCCAUAAAGGGCAACCUACCGCGGGUACGACUAGACAUGUAUUCCCGUCCAUUCGCGAGUACAGGGGUAGAUUGUUUCGGCCCGAUGACGGUCACGGUAGGUAGGCGCAGGGAGAAACGGUGGGGAAUGCUAUUCACGUGUAUGACGACGCGCGCGAUACAUUUAGAAAUUUUACAUAGUCUGAGUACGGACUCAGCCAUAAUGGCAUUGCGUAGGAUGGCCGCGCGACGCGGAUGGCCAGCGGUUAUAAUGAGCGAUAACGGUACUAACUUUCGCGGCUCCGACGUCGAAUUAAGACGCGCCUACGCAGAGUGGCUUCCAGAGUUGGAAGGAUGCGCGCUGGGAAGAAGAACGAAGUGGAGGUUCAUCGACCCGGGCGCACCCAACCAAGGGGGUAGCUGGGAACGACAAAUUCGUACAGUAAAGAGCGCAUUGUCGGUUAUAUUGAAUGAGCAAGCACCCCGGGACGAAGUGCUACAGACAUUGAUGAACGAGGUCGAGUUCACAGUAAACUCGCGACCGCUUACGCACGUUUCCGUCGACCCUGAAGACCCAGAGGCGUUAACUCCGAACCACUUCUUACUAGGAACGGCAGACGGUAUGCCAGUGUUAGGAUCCAGUAACCGGUUAGAUAAGCGGGUUUGGCGAGUUUCGCAAGCGUUAGCCGACGCUUUCUGGGCUAGAUGGGUUAGGGAAUAUUUGCCUACGCUUACACCUAGGGGAGACGCGGUACGGUCGACACCAAACGUCAAGGAAGGGGACGUAGUGUUGAUAACAGACGGAAUAUUACCGCGCAACGUGUGGCCUCUAGGGCAAGUAGAACGUGUGUACGAAGGGACGGACAAGGUGGUGCGAAGCGCCGACGUAAGGACCAAGGGGGGGAUUUUUAGGCGACCCGUGAGGAGGUUAGUCGUCCUCCCGAUAAAUGAAGGCUCCGAGGUUCUGCGCCGGGGGGAGGAUGUUACGGACGACAACCUAAUCCUAUAA
Colias croceus (clouded yellow) is the source of this 6441-nucleotide messenger RNA. RefSeq lists its product as uncharacterized. Gene Ontology annotation, biological process: DNA integration; proteolysis. Lineage: Eukaryota; Metazoa; Arthropoda; Insecta; Lepidoptera; Pieridae. Gene Ontology annotation, molecular function: nucleic acid binding; aspartic-type endopeptidase activity. The transcript has 4 exons. The record is from RefSeq and is a predicted model, not a curated record. Bases 1 to 6441 code for a protein of 2146 amino acids.